This is a messenger RNA of Neospora caninum, 2805 nucleotides long. RefSeq lists its product as hypothetical. Lineage: Eukaryota; Apicomplexa; Conoidasida; Eucoccidiorida; Sarcocystidae. Gene Ontology annotation, biological process: proton transmembrane transport; regulation of intracellular pH. The record is from RefSeq and is a predicted model, not a curated record. Bases 1 to 2805 code for a protein of 934 amino acids. Gene Ontology annotation, molecular function: ATP binding; P-type proton-exporting transporter activity; ATP hydrolysis activity. Gene Ontology annotation, cellular component: plasma membrane. The transcript is spliced from 21 exons.
AUGAGCAGAGAGGAACCCUACUUGGAGGCGGUGUACGGAGAACUCCACGAUCCUGUGGAGAUGGUAGGAGAUAUCUCGUUGACGGUCGACGAAGUGUCCGUGGAGAAUUCGCCGUCUGGCUGCCCGCCGCCAGGCCACGAUAGGGACAUCACACACGUCAGCCCACCCUCGACAUCUUCCUCACCAGAUAAUUUUAUAGAUGAGAUACAAGGCCUCACGACGCCUGAAGCAGAAAACCUGCAAAAGACUGUCGGCUUCAACGAAAUUGCUACACAAAAGAAACCGGGAAUCCUCGUUUUCCUUUCUUAUUUCCUCGGAACCGUCCCCAUAAUCAUGAUCCUGACGGCCAUAAUCACGGCGUCCAUUCCAGGUGUCACAGAGGGGGGACAAUCGCCCCUGCAGAUGGGAGGCUCGUGGGCCGAGCUCCAGCGCGCAGUCGGUCAGGGUUGUUCUCUGACUCUGUUGUUCUUACCGGCUUCGCUAGGGCUUCCUGUCCUCGUCGAUGAGUCGUCGCUCACUGGCGAGUCGUUGGCGGUAACGAAGGGCAGGGGCGACGCGAUGCUUCAGGGCGCAGUCGUGCAGAGUGGCGAGCUGUACUUGCUCGUCGAGAAAACGGGUGCCGACACUCUUUUCGGAAAGGCUCUUGAACUUCUGGGGAAAACGGAGACGAAGGGUAAUCUGAAGAAAGUUUUGGAGAAGGUUGCAAGACUCAUCUGCUGCGUCGGGGCAGUCUUCAGCGUCGUGCUGAUGUUCGUCCUCAUUUUUCGCGACGACGUCCCGUGGUACCAAGCCUUUGCAUUUGCGCUCGCCCUUCUUUGCUGCAUUUUGCCUUCCGCAAUGCCGCUCGUCACUACUGCAGUCCUUUCGACUGGAGCACUAGAACUGAGCAGGCAGAAAGCCCUCGUGUCUCGUCUCUCUUCGAUCGAAGAGCUUGCCGGCAUGGACAUCCUCUGCAGCGACAAAACCGGAACGCUGACCUUGAAUAAGCUUGUCAUUGAUAAAGCGGAGAUCAUCGAGGCGCCGGGGUUCACCAAGGAUGAGGUGCUCCUCUAUGCGAGCCUGGCGUCGAAGCAGGAGAAUCCCCUCCUCCAAUUUGUUCCGUUCAAUCCACUCGACAAGCGGAGCGAAGCCACCGUCAAAUUUCCCGAUGGCAAGAUCCGAGUUAUUGUGAAGGGCGCGCCGCAGCUUGUCAUGGUUAGCCUGUCGCACUCUGGGAACGAGGCAAGGAGAAAGGCAGAGAGAGGUUUGAGGACGCUCGGCGUGGCCAUGUGUGAAGCAACCUUGCCCGUUGACGGGGCAGUCCGCACGGAGGAACUCGAGUUUCUGGGUUUGAUUUCAAUGCUCGAUCCGCCGAGAGAUGACACAGCUUCCACCAUUGAGAAGGCGAUGAGUCUGGGAAUCGACGUGAAGAUGAUCACGGGAGACCAGCGCGCGAUCGCCAUGGAAAUGUGUCGCCGCCUGAACAUGGGAACGAACGUCCUAGGUGAAGAAGCCUGGUCCGGGGAGGUCGACCUGGCAACCAAAAUGGGAGGCUUCGGAAAGCUUGCGGAAUCGGCCAACGGCUUUGCCCAAAUCGUUCAAGCGCUUCAGGAAGAAAAGCACAUGGUGGGCAUGACUGGCGACGGCGUCAACGACGCACCAGCCCUCAAGAAAGCAGACGUGGGCAUUGCCGUGGCAGGCGCCAGUGACGCCGCGCGAGCUGCCGCCGACAUCAUUCUCCUCGAAUCCGGUCUCUCGCCGAUCAUCCAAGCCCUGAUCGUCAGUCGAUGCAUCUUUCGAAGGCUCCGCAACUACGUCGUGUUUCGCGUGGCGACGAGUCUCCUUCUUCUCCUUUCCUACUGGACGGCUGCGAUGCUGAGCAUCGUGUCGCCGCCUCUCUGGUGCUUGCUUCUCCUCAAAGUCCUGAACGACGUCUCCAUGAUGGCUACCAGCACAGACCACGUCGUCCCCUCCACGAAACCUGAGAACUGGAAGGCGGUCGAGACCCUGUGCAUCUCGGCGACUCUUGGCGCGGUCGGAGCGAUUGCAUGCAUCAUUUUCUCCGUCGUUGCCAGUCCGGUGACACAAGCACAGACUCCGUUCUGGGAGGCUUGGGGCCUCGAGCCCUUGACCCGGUCGCAGCUUAACCUUGCGGUCUUCCUCCUCGCAGGGAUUUUAAUUCAGUUGGGGAUCUUCAGCGCGCGUACGAAAGGCGCCUUUUUCUUCUGCGACUCCAAAGAGUCAAAAAAACCUUCCAUCGUCGUUUGUAUCUCGUGCGCCGUUGCAGUCACUUUCAUGACCUUCUUCACUGUUUACUUCCACGAAGACUGGGAUGACGGGACAGAUUUUGGGAUUCGCGGGAUAGGCUGGCGAGCUACGGGCGUCAUCUGGCUGUAUGCGCUCCUCUGGUUUUUGGCCAUGGACGCUGUUAAGCUUCUCGUCGUGAAGGCGUUUUUCGACGAAUCUGGGCUGUUCAACUGCAUCCAUGGCGAUGCACACUCUCAGCGCAAAAAAGCGUUUCAGGAAUUUCGAAGGCUCCGGCGAGAGGCGCAGAACCAGAAGCUAGCGGGGGGUGUCGCGGCGACAGUCCAGAAUCAGCGAGACAGCUACGAGCUGCAGAGGCGAUCGAUCAUCGCAGGAGCCGGCACGACAGUCCGCCUCUUGGCUCCACCUGUGGCCGAGCCGAGAACUCGCUUCGAAAGCAGCCUGCAGCCGUCCCUCAGCGGAUCGUUCAUUUGCGUCCCGCGUUCCGAGAGCGAUGCCGAGCUGAAGCGCCUCGACCAACAAGUCGCAGGGGCCAUGGAGAAACUGAAGUACAAUAAAUAG